Molecule: messenger RNA, 9293 nt
Organism: Salvelinus fontinalis (brook trout)
Lineage: Eukaryota; Metazoa; Chordata; Actinopteri; Salmoniformes; Salmonidae
Product: meiosis regulator and mRNA stability factor 1-like
Exons: 28
Coding region: 416-5878 (1820 amino acids)
Biological process (GO): post-transcriptional gene silencing
Cellular component (GO): peroxisome; cytoplasm
Molecular function (GO): CCR4-NOT complex binding; mRNA base-pairing post-transcriptional repressor activity; RNA nuclease activity
Source: RefSeq, a predicted model, not a curated record
UCACUUUAUUAGUCAUUUGGUGCACCGUUACAAGUUCUAAGAAAUUAAAAACGAGUUAUGUCAUAAAUAAACCGUGUGGACACAAACAAAGGUUUCGAUUUGCUAAACCAAUUUCCCACUAGAAAAGUGGGAACAUUACACGAUUUGAAAUUGACGGACGUUCCAGAAUAGAGAGAACGUGUGCAUUGCCUUCGUUAGCAAAUAAUGUAUUCCAUUACAGGCUAUUUAGUAGUUAUUUUACAUUAAAAUGGCUACACAUUUGGUCAGCAUACUGUUGUAAUUAUGGUAGACGGAUAACGCAAAACAAUACUACGGAGGGAUAUGAUGAGAAGAAAGGAAGUAAAGUAGCUAGCUAGCUCGCCAGUCAGGGAAGCAUGAGAAGGAAGCGAGAUGGUGAAAGGCUUUGCUAGGUUGUAUGAUGGAAGGACUGGGAAAGGAGAGAUCCAUAUGCAGUUCUAGGCCCUUCCCAUGGCUCAGUCAUCCCGAGAAAGAGGCCUCAUCCCGGCUCUGGAAACUCACAGACUGCUUCUCCACCUCCGAGCAGCAAAACACCCCAAGUUACAACACAGACAAACAAAACGAUUACAUGGACAACAGAAAGCCAGUAUUGGAGCUGAAAGAUCUGCCUCCUCCUCCGCAUCAUACCGCUGCCUCCCAGCCCUUCCCCCUCACUCCCCUCCCUCUGCCCCCUCCCUGUCUGCCUCUUCUUCCGCAAGACUCCCUCCAACAACUACCACAACAGGGGGGUAGUCCCAAAGUAAGCGUGUGCACUCACUGUGAGCACUGCAGCACAGACCCAUUAGGUCGGGGUGGUUAUGGGGUUGUUAGUGGUGGAGGUGGCGCUAGUAUUAGUAGUGGUGUCAGUGUCAGCAGUGGUGUCCCACUCUACCUCCCUCCAAGUUCUCAGGAAGCCUCUUUCAGCAGGCUAGGAGCCAGUCAAAUAACGCCAACCACCCUCAACUCACACCCGCACUUCCCCAGCCUUGAUGGUGGUGGAGGGGAUGCUAGAGCCACGCUACUCCCCUCUGGGAGCUACAAGCUCCACAUCCCCUUUGUAGACACCACGUCCCAGCCCCUAUCCUUUCAGUCUCACUCCCACCUACCAUGCUCCUGCUGUACAGGAGGCCUUCUCAGACCUCUCCACUCUUACCCCUCUAUCCCUUUACCCUACAACGAGUCUAAAUUCAUUACCACCUCCGCCCCCCUCUCUACCCCCCACCAUAGGACUGGGUAUUACCCCUGUGGUGGUGAUUACAACCCUGCCACUCUGGGGGUCCAGAGAUCAUUGGCAGCACACAGUGACCCCCACAUACCCACCUCGGGACAUAUCUGUUCUUCUAAUGCUAUGCACUUCAAUCUUGAACGCACAGUUUGUCGCACGGGGUCGCACUUCUGCCGGGAUUGUUUGACGAAGCCUGCAGACAAGUUGUGGCCUAACAUUCCUCUGCCCCCGGCCCAGUCGGCCUCAGUGCCCAUCCCCGUGUGUAACGGCUGUGGGACCUCUUCCGACGGCCUGCUACUGCUGGGGUCCAGCCUGGGCAAAUCUGCAACAAAGUAUGGUUCUCCAGAAGGUCCUGAGAACAUUCCUCCGGUGGGUGUUUUCUGGGACAUAGAGAACUGCUGCGUUCCCAGUGGUCGCUCUGCUGCAGCUGUGGUCCAGCGCCUCCGCAGCCACUUCUUCCAGGGCCACAGAGAGGCGGAGUUCAUCUGCGUCUGUGACAUCAGCAAGGAGAACAAGGCCGUCAUCCAGGAGCUCAACAACUGCCAGGUGACGGUAGCGCACAUUAACGCUACCGCCAAGAACGCUGCGGACGACAAGCUUCGUCAGAGCCUGCGGCGCUUUGCAGAAACACACACUGCCCCUGCUACUGUGGUGCUAGUCUCCUCCGACGUGAACUUUGCCAGCGAGCUGAGCGACCUCCGGCAUCGCCAUGGUUUCCAGGUGAUCCUGGUCCAUAAGAGCGGUCAGACGUCGGACGCCCUGCUGCAGCACGCCCACCGCCACGUGGCCUUUGAAGAGAUGGUAGCCGACCUGCCGCCCAGACAGGCUGUAAAAUCACAGCUCGGUUUCAACCUGCUCUAUGUGUACAACCUGCCGCCGGGCUGCGACGGCAAGAGCGUGGGCAACCGCCUGCGCCGCCUCUCGGACAACUGCGGGGGCAAGGUGCUGGGCGUCUCCAUGGCCACCGGCACCGCCGUCCUCCGCUUCGGCUCGCAGGAAGCGGCGGAGCGCGCCCGCAAGCGCAUGGAGAACGAGGACGUGUUCGGCCGGCCCAUCACCCUCUCCUUCUCAGCUCCGUCCACUGAGGAGGGGAACGACCCGAUCCCACCACCCUCCUCAUCUGAGACUCCACCUCCGCUUCCAGUUCAACCUCUUCCCUCCUCCUCUUUUUCCUUCCUUCCCCUGGAGAAGCUGCGCUCCCCUAGGAGGAAAAGGCGUGCGAGGCGUGAGUGUCAGAGAGAGAGGGAAUCCUCGCUCCCCCUCUCCGUUCCGGUGCCUGAGAGGCCCUACAGCCCCAGGAGGGGGAGCGGGGGGACACCUUACCCCGUUCCCCCCCAAACCAGAACCCUUCCUCAGGAGCUAGGUGGACUGGAGACCAAGCCCAAGAUUGGGGGCUUCCCCCUGGAGGAAGGCCAGCGCAACUCCUCCCCCCACAGUAACGGAGAGGGGCUGUCCCAGCAGCACCCUAUCAAGGCCGGCCUCAUAGGAGAGUCUAUGUUCAGCUGCAGGAGGAGGGGCCUCUCCAGCCCACGCAGUGCAUCUGACUCUGAGCGUCAUGUGGACCGGAGCUCUGGAGAGUUCCAGGUCAGCACCCCCUCUGCCUUCAGCAAGCUGACCCUGCACAAGACCUUUAGCGCCUCGGUCCUCCCCCAGCCACAGGGCCUCUCCCAAGGCUCCUGGUCCUCACGGAGUGGAUCCCCCUGUAUGUCGAGCCGCUCCUCCCCCCUAAUAGGCCCUCCUCCCCGGGGCAGCAGCAGCCCCUGUCUGCCCGUGGCCCCCCAGGCCUCGGAGCCAUUCUCGGACGGGGCAGAUUUACAGGUGGCCAACCUGGACUACAGGAUGUCCCGUAAGGAGCUGCAGCAGAGCCUGCACGACGCCGUCUCCAGACACGGACGGGUUAAAGGCGUGGAGCUGAGUCCCCACACAGACUACCAGCUGAAGGCCACCGUCCAGAUGGUCUCUCUACAGCAGGCCAUCAGUGCUGUGAGCAGCCUGCACCGCUACAAGAUAGGAAGCAAACGCAUCCACGUCUCCCUCAUCACCGGGGCCGGCAACAAGUCUCUAGCCAUGCUCCGCUCUGAAAUCUUCCAGAUUCUCCAGGACGCGCCAGCCAGCUGUCUUCCCCUUUUCAAGUUCACUGAAAUCUACGAGAAAAAAUUUGGUCGUAAGCUGGUGGUGAGCGACCUAUACAGACUACAAGAGGUGGUGGCGGUGAGGGAGCAGGGUGGAGGCAGGCUGGUGUGUCUCCUCCCCAGUAGCCAGGCCAGGCAGAGCCCUCUGGGGUCGUCUCAGUCCCAGGAGGGGUCCUCGGCUAAUGGUAGUCCUGUGGUGUUUGAACAGUUGGAGUACCACGAGCCUGUCUGCAGUUACCACUACACACAGCAGAACUUCAGUGAGGCAGACUUUGACCCAGACUCGUAUAAGAUUCCUUUUGUGGUGGUGUCUCUGAAGACCCUGGCCUCCCAGGUCCACUGUCUGCUACAGUCCCAUGAGGGAACCCUGCCCCUGCUCAGUUUCUCCGAGUGCUAUGCAUCAGAGUUGGGCCCCCUGGCGGUGUCUGAGGAGGGGGAGGAGGAGGGGAGUGUCCCCUUGGAGCACCUCAUCACCUGUAUACCAGGCAUUAACAUCGUCACUGCACAGAACGGCUUCAAGGUCAUCAAGUGGAUCCACAACAAGCCGCCCGCAUCCAACACAGACCAGUGGACGCAGCGGUGCAAGUCCCCGGUGGGGAACCCCCAGUUGAUCCAGUUCAGUAGAGAGCUUAUUGACCUGAUGAAGGGUCAGCCCUGCAACCUGAUGCCCAUCGGCAAGUUCAUACCUGCCUACCACCACCACUAUGCCAAGCAGUGUAGGGUCUCUGACUACGGAUACUCUAAGCUGCUGGAGCUACUGGAGGCUGUGCCUCAUGUACUGCAGAUCCUUGGCAUGGGGACCAAGCGUCUGCUGACCCUGACCCACCGUGCCCAGGUGAAGAGAUUCACCCAGGACCUCCUCAAACUGCUCAAGUUCCAGGCCAGCAAACAGGUGGCCGUCACGGACUUCAUGCAGGCCUACCAUUGGUGCUUCUCCAGAGACUGGCGGGUGCUGGACUAUGGGAUGUGUGAUCUGAUGGACCUGCUAGCUGAGAUCCCUGACACUACCAUCACCAUCACACACGAGGACUUGGACACUGUCAUCUCUGUACCCAAGAGAGAUCGUACAUCAGAUGAGAUGGAGCGGACCAAGCAGUUUGGUAAGGAGGUGGUGGACCUGCUGCGUCACCAGCCCCACUGUCGCAUGGCCUUCUCCAAGUUCAUCCCUACCUACCACCACCACUUCGGACGCCAGUGCAAACUCGCCUACUACGGCUUCACCAAGCUCAUGGAGCUCUUCGAGGCCAUCCCCGACGUACUCGUGGUGUUGGAGUGUGGAGAGGAGAAGGUGCUGACCCUAACAGAGGUAGAGCGUGUGAAGGCCCUGGCUGCCCAGCUGGUCAAGAUGCUCCGCUCCCAGAGAGACUCCAGCCUGCCUGCUGCCCAGCUACUGUCUGAGUACAGCAAGACCUUCGGCUACGGCCUGAGGCUCCAGGACUACGACGUCUCCUCCCUGCCCGCCCUGCUCGUCAACCUCUGCCACGUCGUCAAGGUGGUGGACGGCGCUAACGGCCGUGAGGUCCAGCUGAUCAACAGGAAGUCUCUGCGCUCGUUAACGUGCCAGCUGCUGUCCCUGCUGAUGGGCCUGGGGCAGCACGAGGGAGACGGCUCCGUCAGCGUGGAGGGCUUGAGUCUGCUGUAUCAUUCUGUACAUGGGGUACAGCUCAACCCCUGUGAAUACGGCUUCCUCUCGCUCAGCGAGCUGCUGAAGAGCCUGCCUUACCUGGUGGAGCUGUUCUACGGUGAGGGUGAGGAGGAAGGCGAGCGUGGCGAGGAGAGAGUUAGACUAACCCGUCUGUACCAGUUUGCCCGUAGGGUGCGUGCCCUGCUCCACACCUACCACUACCACCAGAUCUUCCUGACGGAGUUCCCCGGGGCCUACGCCAAGUUCACCGGACGCGGCCUCCAACCUCGCUCCUACGGCUACGGCAGCGUAGACGACCUGCUCAACGCCAUACCACAGGUAGUGUGGAUCAAAGGACAUGGCCACAAGAGGAUUAUCGUUUUGAAGAACGAUAUGAAAGCAGCACGAGCCACUGGAGCCAGCCCUGCAGCCUCAGAGGAGCCUGAGGACGGGGCCAGCCAGAGAGACAGCCCCUGUAGCAACACAGAGUCUGGAACUCACAGCCCAGGUGUUGGUGGGGUGGAGACAGAGCUGCUGUGUCUGACUUCUCCAGUAGACCUGCUGUGUGGCCCAGUACCCUCCUGCCUGCCCUCUCCCCAGCUGCACCCUGACCCCGUUCUCCAACAGGCUGACCUCAUCCGUUUCGAGCAGACGCCAUCACCAGCAGAGUGUGAUAAACCUGAGGAAGCGGUAGAAGCAGCAGCUGUCUGUGACACAUCUGAGCCUAUAGAACCACUAACUGACAACAACCGGAAUGUUGUUGUUUUGGUUUCCACGACUACCAAGCCUCCACAGAAUGUGACCCGCAAAAUGGCGUCUGUUGAAAACAGCCCCAGCAAGAGGGCUCCUCGCAAUAAAGUGAAGCUGGCAGCUAACUUCUCUUUUACAGCCGCCCCCUAGGACUCUCACUGACAAUCACAUGCUGGAACAAGCACACACUCGCACAUACUCACACACACACACAUUCAUCACACACAACUCGAAAAUGAAGAGUUGAUCGGCUAAAUUGUAAAAAGCCCCAAAAAUAAUAAUUUGUUUUUAGUCAUGCCCCCCGCAACAAACUGUGACGUUAUUUCCUUUCAUUGCCUUUCCCCCUUAUCUUUUCAAACUCAAUCAUCAUGUUGAUGUAGGUGUUUCUUCACAAAGCCAUGAGUUUUCUUGUUGCAGUUAUUUCUGCUACAGCCAUUCAUUUUUCAAAGCCGUGUACUUUUAGUCAGAUUAAUGCAUGUCCAGAAAGGUUUUGUGGUAGAUAUUAAUUUUAUACUUUGGAUAAGCUGUUUGGAAACAUGAUUCUCUGAAAGUGGAAAGAGAACUUCCCCACAUUGGACAAUACAGCGGCAACAAAUGCUGAGGUAGUUGGCACUGUAGCCACGAGUUUACACUGCAAAUCGCUAAAGAUGCCUAUUUUACCACUGAAUACCUUACCUGAACUGAAAACCCCUCAGAGAUGAAAUACAGUCACUUGUUUAAAAAUGGGAACUUAUACAGGGAUUUUAUAUCAUGUUAAUUAUUGUCAAGGAAGCUCUGAGGGAAAGCUAUAUAAAUAUGUAGAGAAACGUCAUUAUUUUGAUACGGCCUUGCUUUGUUUCAAGAAAGGAACCGUAAAGUGUCUAUUGCCCUCUCCGCUGUGUUGUCCCCAUUGCAUUUUGUCACCGGACAAAUGCACUUCUUCAUACAGCUAGAAGGAAAAAUAUAUAUAUUUGAGCUUUGCCAUUGAGGCAGCUUUGGAGGUAGUAUUGACAAUUAUCGUUAUUGAGUAACCAUGCCCAUCUCAUUCUUUUAACUCUUUCUCUUGGGCAAUGUUUAGCAUUGUGUUCAGUUCACACUCCGGUGUUAGAGUCCUCAGACAUCGUUCCACCUUGACUAUGUUCUUUCAUAAAGUAGUAGGCUAUAUGGCUGGUGUUUUCAGUUUCUCAGUUAAGUAUCGAGUCAAUGGCAGGAGUGAUCAAACUGCCAAAAUGGCUUUGAAGUAACUUUGACGGCAGUCUGGUCUCAGUCAAAUCGAUCUAAGCUUGUAUCUGUGUGUUCUCAAUGGGGUGUCGCAAUCAGCGCUGUCUCCAAUGUGUACGGCAGUGUGAAAGAGAAGGAAUUCUGACUCUUCAGUGAAUGAGUUUUGAAUGAGCUCUUGGUGAGGUUGUGGGCCGUUAUUUAGGCAAGGCAGAAGCCGAGACCCUGAAUACUCGGACCAAGUGUUAAAAAGCUUGGAGGCAGCGUGAACAAAGAUAUGGUGACACUGUUUCCUGCCGGAAGCUAAGUAGAAACUAUUUCUGUUUUUGUAUUUUUAGAGAUUGAGUGCGGUUUACACUUGAAUAACUUAUAGGUGGUGUGUAAUAUGCAUGUUGUGCAUACAAAAACAACAUUUUAUGCAUGGUGUAAACCUAUUAUAUCAGAAAUCAGACUGUUGGUGAACUGCAUUUUUUUUAAAGAAAUUAGUUGAAGUUGUCUUGUUUCCGCAGAAACCAUGUAUUACAGGUAUUGUUUACAUCACCCCCCCUCACUCCUGGUUACCGUUUACAUCACCCCUCCCCCUCACUCCUGGUUACUGUGGAAACGCCCAAGGUUGUUUUUGUUCAACCUUGUUGCUUUUUGUCUACAUUUUCAGUGUUGUCUCUACUGGUUGAGUAGAGGAGCUGGGAUGUUUGAUUUUUAAAACAAUGAGAUAGACUUGGUGUUUUUAGUAAAAGUGGAGAGAAAAGAUGGGCACUUGUGUGCUCCAGCUACACAUGAAACUGCAAGAGGGGCCCCUGGAGGCCCCCGAUAGGAUCAAAGGGACAAAGGCCCUCGUGCGGGUCUGGACAACGCCUGGCUCUUACAAUGGCUUGUAUCUGCCAUGGCGCUUAGUAAGGGAUGGCUACUGAAUGGACUGGAGACAUACCAUACCUCAUUUGUCUUUACAUUUCAUUUUUACUUGUGAUUGUCUAUAGAUAAAUGUUUUUGUUGUUGCCUAUCCUACGUGUUGAGGAGAGUGCUGAUUGUACUAACCAACCCCAAGUUAUGACAUUGAGUUCCUACCUACAAGCAUGGUUUGGAAAGUAGAAGGCAUGACUUGAUGUAAGGGAAAAACAGCAUCCCUAUGAACGGAUGUUGAAAGAUGCCGUUUUCUCUCUUGUGCUGCUACUGUGUUGAAGCUGCAGAAAAGGCCGGAGAAUUGGACCAGGGCCCCUGAUGUCCAUCUCCUUUGAUCCAAAAUGUCUUCCUUCUGUCAGUGUUACUGUAUGUGUUGGAGAUUCAGUUGAAGACCAGAGAAAUUGGGCCAGAGCCCAUGAUGGUGAUCUCCUUGCCAAGAGCCAAUAUGGCUCCUGUCCAGUUAGUGUUUUUCCUCUUGACUGUGUUUCAAAUUGGCAUCUCAUUUGAUUCUCCUCGUUAGUUACUAGACUUUUGUGUUUUGAAGCCCAAGAUUUCCUUCCUGUUUCUAAUUACAUGACUCACUCAGUAAAGGAGGUGGAUUUCCCAGAAUCUUGAGCGGUUUCCAAUACGGUAUAUUGAGGCAUAAUGGCUUAAAGGCUCAGAAUCUUCCGAAAGUGUUAGACCCAGUUUGAACAAUGGGCAGAAUCUUAUUUCUCUCUUUAACAAAGGGACAAUCGGCACAAAAGUUGCCUUAAAAUUGUGCACUAAAACUUAAAUUAUACUUUAGUUUGGCCUCGAAAGAUACAACUGCGUUUUACGUUAGAACUAACUCCCAGGUGCUACAGUGUCCACUAUCUCAGAAGGCAGAGUUAAAAAAAAGAGGUACAAUUCUCAUAAGUUUGCUUACAUCAGUAAAAAGCAGCGUGUACUGGUAAAGUACUCCGUAUGCACCUUUGCAUAGCUUUGGUUCUUGUAAAAGGAGGUUUAUUGUGGGUUUGUUCAUUUCUGAGGUGAAAAAAAGAAUUGUUUUGUCGUUGGUUAAUUUGUAUCGGACUCCACUAUAGUGCGAUUUAAUUGUAUCUCGAAGUGAGUAUCAUGGUCUGCGUCUGAAACGGCAGCAUAUUCCCUAUAUAAUGCACUACUUUAUAUGAACUCUGGUCAAAAGUAGUGCACUAUAUAGGGAAUAGGGUGCUAUUUUGGAUACUACCAUGUCUGUCAAUGUUUGUUUGCACUUCUCUUACAGUCUCUCUGUUGUACUCCCAUGGAACUCACCCCCUCCAGUUUUCAUCAUCAAGGUUAUCCUUUGUGAUAAUUCUUCUGUUCUGUAUUUGUUUCACUGAAGUAUUCUAUCGUUCCUUCUCCCUUUUCCCCCUUCACCUCACCAUACACAUACAAGAUGUUGUUGUAACCGUUUCAUUGAUGUUGAGGGGACCAAAUGAUUUCUGUUGAAUAAAUCACUCAAGCAUUA